AUGGAUCCGCUUUCGCCGCAAAUGCGCCUCCUGUCCAUGACCAGGAUGGCCCUAACCCUCGGUCCAGGUCUGGCGUUCCUCCUCUACCUACAUUCCGGCACCAUUUCGUCCAGACCCGACAUUUUAGAUCUGGAUAACCGCGUCAGAGACAUUCCAGUAACCCACAUCAACAGAACGUACGAUUUCGUGAUAGUCGGGGGCGGCAGCGCCGGCGCCGUUCUAGCCAAUAGGUUAAGCGAAAAUCCCGCUUGGGAGGUGCUUCUGAUAGAGGCAGGUCCGGACGAGACGACCUUAACAGACAUGCCUCUGAUGUUUCCCACGCUCCAGCUGAGCCCGUUGGACUGGCAGUACAAGACGGAGCCCGGAGAAAACUACUGCUUGGGGUUGAACGAGGGGCGAUGUAACUGGCCGAGGGGCCGGGUGCUCGGGGGCUCGUCCGUAUUGAACGCCAUGAUGUACGUUAGAGGAAACCGAAAGGAUUACGACAGGUGGAAGGAAAUCGGUAAUCCAGGUUGGAGUUACGAGGAUGUGUUGCCGUAUUUCAAAAAAUCCGAGGAUAUAAGAAUCAAGGAAUUGACAAACGACGAAUUCCACGGAACGGGUGGAUAUUUAACCGUGGAAAAUUACAGGUAUCACUCGCCUCUAGCCAAGUAUUUUUUGGACGCGGCCGAAGAAAUGGGUUACGAAAUUAGGGACAUGAACGGACGAUUUCAAACCGGAUUCAACGUGCCCCAGGGCACUCUCAGAGACGGUCUCAGAUGCAGCACCGCCAAGGCCUUCAUACGCCCCGUUUUCAAGAGGGAAAACCUGCACAUCACUCUUCAUUCCACGGUGAAAGAAAUCUUAAUCGACAAAGAUCGAAAGCAAGCCAACGGAGUGGUACUAAGGAAAUUCGGUACCACAGUGACAGUGCACUGUGAAAGGGAAGUUAUCUUAAGCGCCGGUUCGCUGGUCUCCCCACAACUGCUCAUGCUGGCCGGAAUAGGCCCCGAGAAACACCUAAAAGACAUCGGCAUCGACGUGUUGGUCGAUUCUCCCGGAGUGGGCUUCAAUCUACAGGACCACGCCGCUGUAGGAGGCGCCACGUACGUGUUCGAAAGACCAUCCGGCUUCUCCGACGAACCUCUAACGUUCCAGUUACCGCACAUGUUCUCCACGGAAACCGUCAACAAUUUCACGCAAAACGAGCGAGGACCCGUCUACUGGCUGCCCGUCUGCGAGGUGAUGGGCUUCGUCUCGACCAAGUACCAGAACUCGAAGUUCGACUGGCCCGACGUGCAGCUGUUCCUCUCCACCGCCGCCGACAGCUCGGACGGUGGAUUGUUCGGCAGACGAGCCGAGGGCUUGACCGACGAGCUGUUCAGCGCCGUUUACGAGCCCCUCAUCUACAAGGAGGCCUUCAACGUGUACGCUUUGCUGAUGCGACCCAAGAGCCGAGGCAGGAUCAUGCUCAAGGACAAAGACCCCUCGUCCAAAGUGCUCAUUUACCCGAACUACUUCGACAAUAAGGACGAUUUGAAGGUUAUAAUAGAAGGCGCGAAAAUUGGUCAUAAAUUAAUGAUGACCAAAGCCAUGCAAACGUUCAAUGUCACAUUCAAUCCGUUCAGGAUACCGGCCUGCAAACACCUGGAGCUCUUCACCGACGAGUACUGGGAGUGUCACGUGAAACAAAUCACCCUGACCAUUUACCACCCCGUGGGUACGGCGAAGAUGGGGCCGGAUAGCGAUCCUAAAGCAGUGGUGGACGCGAGACUGAAAGUUAAAGGUGUGGAGAAUUUGAGGGUGGUUGACGCUUCGAUUUUCCCUUACAUACCCACCGGGAACACGAACGCGCCUACUAUAAUGGUUGCGGAAAAGGCGGCGGACAUGAUCAAGGAAGAUUGGGGAUUCGUGGGGACCACAGAAUCGGAAACGAAUAAGAGUAAAUUACGGGAGGCUAUUGAGGAAGUCGAGGAGAAACGAGCGAUUUUGCGAAAGGUCGAAAUCAAACAGCCGGAUCUCGAUUAUUGGUAG
Molecule: messenger RNA, 2013 nt
Organism: Phyllotreta striolata
Lineage: Eukaryota; Metazoa; Arthropoda; Insecta; Coleoptera; Chrysomelidae
Source: the annotation of a GenBank genome assembly